This is a messenger RNA of Metopolophium dirhodum (rose-grain aphid), 363 nucleotides long. RefSeq names its product transcription factor Adf-1-like. NCBI's taxonomy places the organism in Eukaryota, Metazoa, Arthropoda, Insecta, Hemiptera, Aphididae. The coding region runs from base 1 to 363 and encodes 120 amino acids. The record is from RefSeq and is a predicted model, not a curated record. Gene Ontology annotation, cellular component: nucleus; transcription regulator complex. Gene Ontology annotation, biological process: regulation of transcription by RNA polymerase II. The transcript has 2 exons.
AUGAAUACAGAAAUGCUUAUUGAACUAGUUCGCGAACGACCAUCACUAUACGAUAUGAGUGAUAAAAGAAAUAAAGAAUCGCUGUGGAGAGAAAUUGCCAGUGAAAUCAAUCAACCAGUUCAAAAUUGCAAAAAAAAUUGGACUAGUCUGAGAGAUGGGUACAGAAGAGCUGCUAAAAAAUCUAUUACAGUGUCAGGACAAAAAACAAAAUUUGUAAAAAAAUGGAAAUAUGCGGAUGAAAUGGAAUUUUUAAAAUCUCACAUGAAAGAAAGGGAUUCCAUAAGUAACAUAGAUGUGGUAACUGACGACGAAGAUGACGUUCUAUCUCAUUCAGAUGAUGAGAAAAAUUCAAGUGGGAGGUGA